This is a messenger RNA of Fomitiporia mediterranea MF3/22, 2662 nucleotides long. RefSeq lists its product as uncharacterized. NCBI's taxonomy places the organism in Eukaryota, Fungi, Basidiomycota, Agaricomycetes, Hymenochaetales, Hymenochaetaceae. Bases 1 to 2310 code for a protein of 769 amino acids. The transcript is spliced from 9 exons. The record is from RefSeq and is a predicted model, not a curated record.
AUGGCGAGCGCUGACCUUCUACAGACUUUCUUGCACUUUCAUCUUGCCACAGAUGCGUCUUCAGUAACGAAUCUGCCUUCGGUUAUAUCUGGACUUUCUUCAGACAGUCUUGAAACGUCGUCCCAUUCUCCCAAGUGGAUAAAUCGCGUGAACGCGCUCAUUCACUCCAGAGAACCUGCUGCUCGAUGGGCUGGCAUAACACUGGCUUUACAGACAUCGAAACUGUCCAGUAAUGUACUCAUUAGUUCCGCCGAAGGCUGGGUUCCAAUUAUCCUUCCCAUACUUUCGAGGAAUGAAAGCCUAGCAGUCUGGAAAGCGUCCAUUAGACUCCUAGCAUUCAUAUUCACCUCGACGACGAAUCUUGCAGAAUUCCAGCGACAAGUAGUCAUUCCCAACGUACUGAAAUUGAGCUCGGCACUCAUAUCUCUCGCGGAAAAGCAACGCAAUGAAGAAUUGAAAGUAUUAUGUCUAAACGUACUCGCUGUCGUGGUACCUCUAUAUCCUACCUUACACCGCCAACUAGCAUCUACAUUAUCGACCAUGUCCCUCAACUUCUUGAACGGCUCACCCUCGUCUACACCUGGAGCCCUUGUGUUAAGUGCAGCAAGACUUCAUGCCUGUUUACAUGUCACUGGAGGAAAAGUAGGAGGUGUCACGUUGUGGAGGAAGAGUGUGGACGAGACUGUUGCAUUUUGCUCCAGUGCCUUGGAAAUACUACGCUCGACGUAUUCAUUGGGCCAACUUGCUCCUUCUCAGUCGGAUCCACUAAUAUCUAUUCCGCUCAAUCUUGAUCGUCUACGAUGUGGAGUCGAGUUACUUUGCCACCUUUUACGCGUGACAGUUGACAGGCCCGUCCUCGUUCCUGUGCAGUCGCUUGCAAACCUGUGCGUUGAGAUGCUGAGGGUCGCUAGGAAAGGCGCACUGUCUAAUGGAGUUGAUCCAUCACUUCGAUGCAUGGAGGCUGCAGUGGUACCCGACAUCCUUGAUUUAGGGUGUUAUCUUACGGCAUGCCUCUCAAACUGUGUACGGAACAAAUUUACACCUCAUCUACCUAGAAUUUUGGAUAUUAUCGCAUACCAUUUAGAACAACCAACGUCUAUAAAGGAACGUCUUCCUCUGAUUAAAGUCAUUCCCUCCCUCCUCGGCUCUUGUCUACCCCCACCAGAACCACUGACGUCCGGACGGAUAAUCAAAGCUAACCUACCAGCUAUUGCGACUUUAUUAUCUCAGAAAGCAGUGGAGGAGUCAUCAACAACAGGCGAUAUUGGAACGAAAAAAGGGAAGAAACGUGCCCGCAAUUACGAGGGAGACGAAGUGUUUAAAGUAAGCCGCGAUACGCUAUGCGAGACUAUCGAAGAUACAGAACUUGUAGUGGCUUCUCUUGACGCUCUACCAUUUCUACUUCGCGUCCCGAAUAUUCCGGCCUACUUGCAAUCUCUAUCCUCUCGCUUACUUCUUUCGCUGUUGCUUGCGCUGCCAAAGCUAUCUGCAUCGUCUGUCGCCCGUGAUCCGAACAUCAAAGACGAGGUCUUACGAAGAGUGAAAAGCAUGUGUGUUGAAUUCGCGAGCGGCUCAAGCGCGGUGUUGUGUAAGAGUCUACCACUUGUCGUUGGUGCGAUUUCGGACGACGAAAUGACUCGCAAAAAUGUUCUUCCAGAAUCUUCAGAGCGACAUGAGUUUAUCCUGGACCUAAUGCUUCAUCCUCGUCUCCCACCUCUACUUCGCUCUCUCCCUUCACUAGAUACCAUUGCACUGUGCCGAUCUGAAGAAGGUACGGAAGAACGGAAGACGCGCGAAUCGCUGGAUUUGCGUAGCAUAUGUGAAGAUAAGGAAUCAGAAGAAGUGGAUGAAUUACAACCCUCGACCACGGCACAUGAAACUCUCCAGAAAACGGCAGUAGAAUCUAGUCAAGAGCUGAUGUGUUCUACUACAGAUACGCCUGUGCCACCUGUCGUCAUCCCUGCCGUGCCGAUCCGGCCUGCUGCACCUCUUGUUGUUCGGCCAGUGCAAGUUGAAAUUUCCGUUGCGCCAGAAGCUCCCAGAUUAGAUGCUGUAUCGGAUGCAUCUCACCCUCAAGAUGCAUCUAUAGAUCCUGACGAACCAAAGCUUCCGCCGGGUCCUGGCCCCAAGGGAACCGAAACGAUCCCAGAAACUCGGCUUGUACCUCCUGCUGAAGCGCGAAAUACGGAGCCUCCGUCGUAUCGCUCUACAGAACCGACUCGGAUGUUUGUGGAUGAUGAAGACGAAGACGGGGACAUUGAAAUGCCUGUGUUGAACAUGGAGUCAGAUACCGACUCGGAGGCAGAAUAGUCUACUGGCGGUGACUAAACACGGAGGAACUCACAACAUAUGUAUUAGUCAUUGCUGUUAGUCCGCUUGACGCGUUUACCACGCAUUGAUGAAUCAUGUUGGUCAACAUCCAUAUCCUCUUCACUCUCUGCAUCAUCAGGAUGCGGCGUUGCUUCUAUGUUCGACAUUUCAAGCCGCUUGUUGACCUAAAGAGGAUUCGUUAUUCGUUGUUCAUUCGGGUUUCGCUAGGCGAGUAGAUUAGUGGACAUACCUCCUCCGCGAAAGCUUUUGCGACGGCAUUGUCUGGAUCAAUAGAUAGUGCUCUAGUAAAGUGUUUUUUCGCAUCCCGAAGGAGAAUGCUUGUCGAACUAGC